UUUUUCUUUUUCUUUUUCUUUUUAUUAUCAUCCAUCGUAUUUUUCCCUUCGUGACUUUCUUUUCUUUCUUUCUUUCUUUAUUUUUUUUUUCCGUCUUUCUAACGAACAAAAAUCAAUAUGGUUUUUGACGCGAGCACGAUACGGCUGGUAAUACUCUUAUGUGUGACUUUAUAUCUACACGCCGGAGACUAUAGUACCUUUAUACCUUCAAUAUUUGCCAAAAACGUGGAUAAGAAUGAUACAGAUUCUAACAAAGGACCGAUAGGUCCACCGAUAAAAGGAUCUAAAGAAAUAUUAACAAUUGACUUUACGACGAAAAAGGAAACCGAGAAGGACAAUGGUAUCACAAGACGGGCCAAGAUAAUGACAACAAUCAAGACUGCCUGCCUGCCAAAACUCAUUUGCGAAUUGACGUCUUCGGUUCAUCAGGAUCAAUUAAGCGAAAUGGAACGUUCACUGUUGAAUUUGAUUCGGGACACAAGUUUGAAUACGAUCGCAGAAGUACCCUCGAGAUAUCAUUUCGCGGCUCACAUGGGUCAAUUAAUUUCUGGCGUGGAAGGACAAGGCUGCCAUAACUUCUAUCCUACUUGUCCUCUACCAAGUAUCAGUGUACUUAACAUGAUGAAGAAAAUUAGAUUGCAAUGAAAAACGAACGAAUCAUUGUAAUUUGUUAAAUUGAUGCUACUCGAAGAAUCUUGUGUCGCUGUGAAAGUUUUUAAAAUAUCUGUGAUAUUCUUAUGAUGAUGUUGUUGGAAGAAUGUAAAUGACGUAGGAACGAAUCUUUUUAUCUUUUUUUUUUUUUUCUUCUUCUUCUUCUUCUUCUUUUUUUCUUUCUUUAAUAUUUCUUUAUAUUUCUUUUCUACCAUUGUAUAAUAUUUUUAUCGUAUGAAAUUACGAUCAUUGUCAUUAACUUGAUCGUCGAUUUUUCACGAGUUUCAUUUUUGCGAAAUAUUUUCAUAAAAAUAUUUUUAUUUCAUCGAUCAGUAUUUACUAGACAAUCGUAAAAAAGAUCAAGAUAGCAUCAUAAUUCGAUAGGGAUAAAUAAAAAUCAAAUACGAUUUUAGAAAAUAUUUUCACCUUGUAAUACUCGAAAGAUUUAAAUUCGUAUAUCGAUUUCAGACAAAUUUAAUAAAUACUCGAGUACUUAUGGCUAACGUGUAUAAUAUUUAAGCAAAGCGCAUAAUAUCAAGGAGAUCUAACCAAAGACGAGAUCGAUGUAAUAGAUCUUCUCUUUCGCUUUACAAGUUCAUUCAUCCCUUUUACAACCACGUCUCUUUCAUAAGUUCAAUCAUCCCUAUUAGUCCUACUCUAACAAUUAUUGCGAUCAUACUUGAAAGAUAAUUCACUGUAUCGCUUUACCCCGCUUUCAACGUCAUUAUAAUCGGCCAUUUAAUCUGCCUUACGAUACAACCGUGCGAGAUAACAAGAGAGAUCAUUCGAGAUAUAGUAAUUAUUUCCUCCGUGACUCUUCUCGAGUCAACAAUCAAAAUGCUUUGUCCUUCAAAAUUGAAUUAUGAAUAGGACGAUGAACAUUUUCUUCAAAGAUCAAUCAAAAAUCAUAUUUAUACGAAAUAUUAUUAUAUUUACGAUGGUUAAUUGAAAAUAUCGAAAUAUAUAAACUUUAUACUGAUAUAUUAAACGUUAAUAAAAUAUAUUUUAUAAUGGAAUAUUAU
Molecule: messenger RNA, 1673 nt
Organism: Vespa velutina
Lineage: Eukaryota; Metazoa; Arthropoda; Insecta; Hymenoptera; Vespidae
Gene: geko
Exons: 3
Coding region: 118-645 (175 amino acids)
Source: RefSeq, a predicted model, not a curated record